This is a messenger RNA of Drosophila willistoni, 2982 nucleotides long. Its product is annotated as broad-complex core protein isoforms 1/2/3/4/5. The coding region runs from base 579 to 2741 and encodes 720 amino acids. Gene Ontology annotation, biological process: regulation of transcription by RNA polymerase II. The record is from RefSeq and is a predicted model, not a curated record. The transcript is spliced from 3 exons. Gene Ontology annotation, molecular function: protein binding. Gene Ontology annotation, cellular component: nucleus. NCBI's taxonomy places the organism in Eukaryota, Metazoa, Arthropoda, Insecta, Diptera, Drosophilidae.
ACUACUCAACAAAUGCCGGAACGUAAACAGCGUCUCGCUCUGCCAUUUCACGCUUUCUGAUAAAAAUGUUUUUAAAUCAGAAAAGUGUUAAUUAAAGCCAAAAUCACAAUCAAUGUGCUUCUGAACGCUGACGGUAUGAGAUCGUGAGUAAAGUGAGCGCGCGUAAACAUCGAUUAGCUAGAAUCCAAUCCCGAAAUAUUAAAAUCAAGACACAGAGUGGGAGCGAGAGCCAGUGCGAGCGAGCGAGCGAGAGAGAGCGAGUGUGUGUGUGUGGCUGCGAGAGAAUAAAAAGUUUGCAUAUUUUUUGUGUUUAUUUCUACAUUCUACUUGGCCAAGUUGUGAAUGUCAGCCGCAAAGUGAACGAGCCAAGAAAUCACGGCCCAAAAGCGAAUAAACAAGAAUCAUUAACCAAAAAAAAAAACUAUACAACACACCAAAAAGCGCUAAAACAAGAAGAAGAAGCAGAAGCUUAACUUAAACGAAAAGUGCCUCUCAAUAGGAAAGAUUUUGUCGACAAUUCUCCACCAGCAAAAGGGCUCCAGGCUGGACAACAACUGACGCCCACCGACGACAUCGUCAUGGAUGAUGAGUUCAAGCUUUGUUGGAAGAAUUUCCAGGACAAUAUUGCCAGCGGCUUUCAAAAUCUCUACGAUCGCGGAGAUUUGGUGGAUGUGACCCUAGCCUGUGAUGGCAAAUUGCUGCAAGCCCACAAAAUUGUCCUGGCCAUAUGCAGUCCAUACUUUCAGGAGAUCUUUACGACGAAUCCCUGCCAGCAUCCAAUAAUUAUACUCAAAGAUGUCAGCUUUAAUAUUAUGUGCGAAUUGCUGGAGUUUAUGUAUCAAGGUGUGGUCAAUGUCAAGCACACGGAACUGCAGUCCUUCAUGAAAAUUGGCCAAUUACUGCAAAUCAAGGGCUUAGCCACGAAUUCUGCAUCCCCGCCAGGUUCUAGUUCAUCAGAGAAAUCCACUAGUCAAGGUACUCAACCGGAUGAUGCCGCAAAUAACAACAACAACAAUGGCAGCAUUAGUAAAACGGAUGCCACCGAUCCAAGUGAAUCGAAGCUGACACCAAGUACGCCAAGUAAUUCACGUGCAACUUCACCUGGCGGUAACAACAGCACCAGAAUUGCCAACAAUGAUUCCAAUCAUUUAUAUAGCCUGAGCAAGAGAUCUCUACCAUCUGAUUUUAAUAGCGAUUCCUUGUCGAUUUGCUCCCGCAAACAACUGCGUCGUUCCCUAACCAACGAUCAUGGCAAUGAGGGCAGCGAUAAUGCGGAUACAGCCAGCAUGGACAAUAAUCCUCUGAAUGCUGAAGAGUUCUUCCUGCCACCCAUUCCACAUAUAUCAAUGGUUGAGCCACGCUAUGACUUGGGUCUGAAACGUGAAACGGAAAUGCAUCACGGCCCGCCAUCAGCGGCGGGUGGCGGAAGUUCGGGCCCUACCGCAUCAUCCAGCAGCACUGCAGUGAUUACGCCGUCUCUGCGUAAUCCAUUUGGGCCCAAUUUCAAUCUGGACUACAAUUUCUACAAGGCAAAUAACAAUAAUAGCAGCAGCAACAACAACAACAACAACGGAGGUCCUGGAAGCAGUUCGAGCAAUGCCAGUGGAAGCAUUGGCAGUGGCAACGGCAAUGGCUCGGCCGGACUCAACACUGAAUAUCCAAAUGACCUAUAUAUGCCCAAUGAUUACACCAAGAAUUUUGCCAAUCACAUGGAUAUUCCGCCAAACGGCAGCAAUAUGGUGAUGCUGUCGACAACCUCACUUCUGCAUGGCAAUUGUGUGUUCAAUCGCAAUAACACGGUGGCCACCCAGCAGGGCAUGAAGACCUACUGGCUAUGUAAGUCGUAUCGGAUUAGCAUGUGCCGAGCCCGCUGCAUAACCCAUCUCGGCCGUAUAAUAUCCGCCACUGGCGUUCACAAUCAUACGCCUCAUAUGCGUGGUGGCCAAGCGGCGGCAGCGGCGGGAGCAUCAUCAGCAGUUACCUCAGCAGCAGGCAGUGGAGGAGUGGGAGCAAGCCCCAUAACAGUUAGUUUGGCCACCAAUCCGAAUAUAUCACAGGGGCCCUGUUAUACCAUUGCCGCCGAUGCCAAUCACCUUGGGCCCGACUUGACAUCGGGCAGCCGUUUAAGUGGUGUGGGUGGCAACAUAUUUGCCCAUCAAACUGCACCGGUUCCGCCACCGCCUCCGCCUUCAGCGCCACUUCAUCAUCACCUGCCGCAGUCGUUGCCCAAUUUGGUAGUGCAGCAUCAUCCGGCAUCGCAUAUGGAGCAACAUGGACCACAUACCAGCCUAAUGCACAAUCCAAAUCUGAUGCAUUUACCGAUGCAGCCCCACCACCAGCAUCAGCAUCAGCACCACCAGCAGCAGCAUUCGCCUCAUAACCACCAUGCCGCAAGUGGGGCAGGACCAUCGCCAUCUCAACAUCAUCUAGAAUUGUCAUCGGAUCCUUCUGUUCUCCUAUCCCCGGCCCAUAUGCAGCAGCCGAGUCCACAGUCAACGAGAAGCACCUCGAUGCAUGCCCAAGAGUCGCCUUUGGGAAUGAAGAGUCCAUCAGCCCAGCAGCAGUCAUCCGCAGCUUCUGUGGAUGACCAACAGCAGCAGCAACAACAGCAGCAUGUAGAUAUAAAUGCAAAUGCCGAUGGAUCAGCGGAGAGUUCUUCGGCGACGGCGCAUGUCAUUGACUCCAUAACCAUAUCGCCCAGUAGUAGGCAUGGGCAUAGUUUCAAAAUGGAGAACAUGUAAGGCGGAGAGAGUCCUCCGUUUAACCCCUCCAUUCAUCUAGACAGUAAGCAGGAGUAAUUUAUUGCGGCUGGAGCCGAUUAGUUAGCACCUUUUGAAGUAGUUGAAAUUGAAUGCGGCAACAAAUUCAAUUUGAUUUACGUGUUUUCCAUUGUAUAUACUUAUGUAUACUUACUUAUGUCUCUGUAUAUGAGUAAUUGAUAAACUAAUGUUAAUAAUUGAUAAACCGAACGAAAUACCUAAA